Messenger RNA from Morchella importuna, 2229 nucleotides. RefSeq lists its product as uncharacterized. Lineage: Eukaryota; Fungi; Ascomycota; Pezizomycetes; Pezizales; Morchellaceae. The transcript has 8 exons. The record is from RefSeq and is a predicted model, not a curated record. The coding region runs from base 1 to 2229 and encodes 742 amino acids.
AUGUCUUGCUACUUCACGGCAACUGUGCCCGAUAAAUGGAGCAUUCUGUCCUACCUCACGAAUUUCUUUAAUCGGUGCGAACAGAACAAAAGACCCUUCGACUACAAUAAAGCCAUCGAAACCUACCAUACGCGUCUCAGGGAACUCAAGUUCGAUCCGAAUACCCGCUUCCAAGAUAGAGCAAAGGUGCUGUUGGAACGAUGGAACUUGAAGGCCCCAGUCACAUUCGUGGUGGCUGUUCACCGUCCUGAUGAACCCCAGGCCCCAGUCACAUUCGUGGUGGCUGUUCACCGUCCUGAUGAACCCCAGGCCCCAGUCACAUUCGUGGUGGCUGUUCACCGUCCUGAUGAACCCCAGGCCCCAGUCACAUUCGUGGUGGCUGUUCACCGUCCUGAUGAACCCCAGGCCCCAGUCACAUUCGUGGUGGCUGUUCACCGUCCUGAUGAACCCCAGGCCCCAGUCACAUUCGUGGUGGCUGUUCACCGUCCUGAUGAACCCCAGGCCCCAGUCACAUUCGUGGUGGCUGUUCACCGUCCUGAUGAACCCCAGGCCCCAGUCACAUUCGUGGUGGCUGUUCACCGUCCUGAUGAACCCCAGGCCCCAGUCACAUUCGUGGUGGCUGUUCACCGUCCUGAUGAACCCCAGGCCCCAGUCACAUUCGUGGUGGCUGUUCACCGUCCUGAUGAACCCCAGGCCCCAGUCACAUUCGUGGUGGCUGUUCACCGUCCUGAUGAACCCCAGGCCCCAGUCACAUUCGUGGUGGCUGUUCACCGUCCUGAUGAACCCCAGGCCCCAGUCACAUUCGUGGUGGCUGUUCACCGUCCUGAUGAACCCCAGGCCCCAGUCACAUUCGUGGGUCGAGUGUCUGACGUGGUAUGUGCUCGAAGGUGGGCUCAAGCCUACGGAGUGCUCCCAAAACAGAAGCGGGCGGCACCGGUCACGGCCGACAUGGGCCCGCCGGCAAAAAAAAGAAGGCAACGAAGGAUUGUGAUUGAAACCCAUGUAGACGAGUUGGCAUUGGUGGAUAGCACAGUAGUGGCCUCCUGCGAAGCCUCCGUAUUGGACGCAAGCCUCGACGACGUCGUGAGUACUACAAGCAGCACUCCACUCCGUCCUCAGUCAUCCUGCGACGGGCGUUCUACAAUAGAGCAUAACGCACUGCCGCCAUACUUCUAUACAGUUUUCAAUCGCGCACAUCACCACUCCAUCAACAAGGUACACCUCUCCACUGGGCAGUAUCUAGAGGAUAUACUCUACGAGUAUGGGAGCCGCCUAGACACAAUUAGUCUCGUGCACUGGUUUAUAGUUGAUCAGGACGACAAGGUGGUGAUGUCCCUUUUGCCUGACAGACGACUACCUGCAGGGAGUGAAAUGCGGUUACCAGAGUUUCCGAAAGUGUUGGAUAAGCACAUCAGUAUGUACAAACCUAUUGCAGAUCGCGCGGCGGCCAGAAGGUUAGCCUUUGAGACGGAUGAGGAGUGGGCGAAUGAGGAGAGUGAUAUUUUCAAUAUCGUGAAGAGGGAGCCAGACAUGUUGUAUCUCAAGUACUGGAUCGACAGUUGUUUCGAGCAAGCUAUCUCCCUCACCACUGAAUGCUCUCAUCUCCUCCGUGAGCGACUCAAUGAAGGUUCUUGGGAAGCGAUAUACUCCCGGCUCCUUGACGAUCCAUACCAGAAUUUGCCUGCGCUUCUCCUACAACGCAAAGAGAAACGGCUCCGGGCCCACAAGCACGACCCACACCCUGCCCUUCCAUACACUGUCUGCUACGACGGUGUCGUGCACACCCGCGCACACCAAUCCCCGACUAAGUCCGUUCUCGAAUUUGCGGUCAUCGAGGUUAAAGGAUGUUACGACGCCGCCAAGUGGCAGGAGGAUUUCACGAAGUUGGUUGCGGGAUGUCGCGCGAUCCUCAAGGCAAUCAGGACGUCUGUUGAUGGGCACGAGACAACGAUGGCGAAGGUGCUUGCGGCGGGGGUGUUACAGGCGGGGGCCAAGACGAUGGUCGUGUUGAUGAAGGCCGUGGGGGAGAAUGUUUAUCUGCUGAAGAGGGGGAGUGAGUGGACUUAUCCGGAGGAGGUUAAGGAUGUCGUGGACUUUGGGGGCCUGGUAGUGGCAAUGUGGAAGGUUCGGGAGGUUGUGAAGAGUUCAUACGAGGCGGUGAAGCACUACCAUGAGUGUGUAAAAGGGCAGAAGGAUGAUGGAGAUCGGACGGGGGCGGACUUUCUUUGA